Molecule: messenger RNA, 3173 nt
Organism: Oryza brachyantha (malo sina)
Lineage: Eukaryota; Viridiplantae; Streptophyta; Magnoliopsida; Poales; Poaceae
Product: diacylglycerol kinase theta-like
Exons: 1
Coding region: 2053-2865 (270 amino acids)
Source: RefSeq, a predicted model, not a curated record
GUCUAAAACUUGCAACUUGGUGCUAUGCCUUGUAUUGCCUCUGUUUCGCAUUAUAAGAUGUUCUAGUUCUUCGCUGAUUCAUAUGCAUGCUAAUGAGUCUAUAUACAUAUAUAAAACAUAUUCAUUGAUCCAUGGAUGAAUCUAGGUAGGGUCAAAACAUCUUAUAAAUAUGGAAUAGACGAAGUAUCAGAUAUGAAAGAACCACUUACAUGCCAUUGGAUAAUCUUUUAGUUGGGAUUUGAUAUUCAUUUGAAUGAGUAUAAUCUGGCAUGCACUAGUAAAGUACAAGUAUUUUAGUCUUUCUCCAAUUCCAGCUUGUGAAAUGAAAUCCUCAAAGGCGUAAUUUAAAAGAUGUCAUUUGGUGAUUGUGAAGUAUGAUAUGUUGCAGUUUUUGGAUGUUUGGGUUAUCACAUUUUGAGCAGUUUUGAUGACUUUGGCCAUGUUAAAGUUGUGGGGUCACUCCAUGUAAUAGUGGCCUGGACCUAUUUUUAGCAGCCAUAGUGGUCUGGACUUGGAAAUGGCCCGGUAUUCAUACAUGAACUUUGGUCCAUACUUUCGUAGAAGUUAAAAUACAUGUGCCUGGCAUAUUGGACACUGAUUCAGUUCUUAGGGCAAUGUUGGCUUGAUUACCUGCAAACCUCGAGCCCUUUCAGAAGAGGUAUCUAUGGUUUUAUGGCAACCAUCCACCCCACUGGCCUACUGGAUGUUGGUCUCUUUGACAAUGUUGAAUGGAACAGAACAGACGUACCUUUCACAAAACAAGAGAUACUGCCCAUUUUGAAAGAGCCAAAGGCACACCAAGCUCCAUAGGUUUGAUAGCCUCAAAGUUCAAACUUCAGUUUGGUCUUCAUUCUGUUGCCCAUCAGCCAAUAGCUCUACAGCUAACUUUAACACAGACCUUUUUUUUUCUUCCUUUAUAAUUUCCUGGGAAUUCGCUGUAGAGUUUUUUUUGACAAUAAACUUGUAGCAUACAAACACUAUUCUAACAAAGUCACACCAAGUAUUGUCUGAUAGCUGAUAGAGCUGAUGAAGUUCAGAAACCAGGCCUAAUAUUUGAUUCAGAGUGAAGUUAUAUAUGACAUUUUUGCUCAUUAAGAAACUUAGCUUAUAACAAAAGACCAGUCACAUCCUUUUAAGAGUUCAUGACAGCCUUCGUAAACAUAGAGAGUGAGGUGAUGGUGUGCGGGACUAUGAGGAAUGUACCACAUCCCCUAGGUUGAAUGAUGAAUUUUAUUUGCUGUCAAAAUUAUUUCCCUGAUACUUCCUUUUUAACUUUUAAGUGUGCACAAUAUUCUGCUACCUUUGCAACUAAUACUCUGACAAAGGGAAGACCUUGACGUCUAUAUUCAAACACCGUAAACAAAGAGAAACAGUUUUUUUUUACAAUUGUGUUUGUCUUUUUCUUAUACAUGAUUAUAUUUUGUCACAUUGUAUUUUGCAACUGAAAGACAGUAUUAAUUGAUAAACUGGGAUUAACUAAUGUUUAGGAAGGUAUACAGUUUAGGAUAAAUGGCUCUCCACAAAGGGAAGGGAUGAUUUGAUUGCCUAUGACACAAUUUUUUGAAUUUCUCAACAACCAAAUCCUACAUUAUAUGAAUUUCUAAGCAGGCAUAAUAGCUAAGAUGUUUGCAUCCAAGCAAAACAGUGUUAUAGUUUCGAGGAGUGGAACAUACUCAAAGCAAGACACUAACUGAAUCUGCAAUAUGCUUAGUUCCUUGAGAAGUGGUCACAACUUACAGGAGCCUUAUAAAUAAAAUCAUGUAGACAUUUAUUUUGAUGACGCCAUCAUACAUUCCAACACUGAGAUGCAUAAAACCGUUUACUCACUAACAAUGAGUCUACUCCGCGUGCAUCUAUUUUUAUGCAGGAAAAAACCAUUUGACUAACUAGGCGGAUCAAACCAUCAAAUCACAUCCUAGAUUACCAUGUUAUACCAUUUCUUGCAGCAAUAUUUUGGCACUUACAUCCACAUCCAUCUAAUGCAAAUGCUAACCAAGUCUACCGAGCAUCUGUGGUUGCACAUAUUAAGGCCUCCCUCGUGGAGAAGCUGGCAUGAGAUUUCUGAGGCAAAGACACUGUCACAGAAGCAAGUCCAGGAUGUACUACAAUUACCGGACUCACUGCUCCCACCCGCAGCACGUCCUCGUGCGGUGCCAGUACAGCAGCAGCUCCGGCCAUGUCUGCAACCUCUGCGGCGCCGGCUUCCGCGGCCUCGUCGGCCUCCGCUGCAGGGUCUGCGACUUCGACAUCCACGAGCCCUGCGCCGACUACUUCCAGCCGGCGAUCUCCCACGCCGCGCACCCGGCGCACGGCCUCGCCCUGGGCCGCGUCGCCACGGGCGACCGCGCCUGCGACGUGUGCGGCGAGGCGUGCCCCCGGGGGCGCCUCGCCUACCGCUGCGUGCCGUGCGGCCUCGACGUGCACCCGCUGUGCACCAUGCUCCCCGCGGCGGCGCGGAGCCCGCUGCACCCCGACCACGAGCUCGCCAUGGUGCCGGCCGCGCCGGCGCCGCCGGAGCCGGGGCGGCGCUGCCUCUGCUCCGGCUGCGGCGAGGUUUGCGGCGGAUGGUUCUACCGGUGCGGCGCCUGCGGGGUGGGCCUCCACGCCGAGUGUCUCAACGGCGCCCGCAUUAUGAAACCAAUACCCGGCAGCGGAGGCCAGAGCACCGGCGGUAGCGACGGCGGCAGCCAUAGCACUGGUGCCCUGAAGCCGAGCCGGAGUUCCCGUGUCGGCGAGUUCAUUCUCGAGGCUGCGGGCAGAGUCGCCUUCGACGCGGCGACGGACCGCCUAGCAUCGGCGGUGCUGGACCUGCUGGCGCUCGACAGUGCCGGCGGCAUCGACAGCGCGUCUUCCUUGGAAGGCUAAAGUAGUUCUAUCUCCCUCGUUCACCACUUCCGUCCUAUGAUCCUAUGCAUCGAUUUAAGCCCAGUAGAAACCACACGAUGUAUGAUGAGUACAAAGCUAUCUCCUCGUUUUCCCAUCAAAAUCCAUUGUUACUACACAUGGUGAUGGUGACGGUGCGCUCGAAUUCUUCUUCUCCAAGUCUAAAUUUCAGAUUACAUUGAAUAUGUUCUACCAUUACAUUGUAAAACUAAGCCAAUCAAGCAACAGCACCUUUCCUAUUUUACGGUGGUUUUGGUUGUAAUAUUUGCUAUGUUUAUGGCUGUGUUAUG